This is a messenger RNA of Pestalotiopsis fici W106-1, 1515 nucleotides long. RefSeq lists its product as uncharacterized. The record is from RefSeq and is a predicted model, not a curated record. Gene Ontology annotation, molecular function: hydrolase activity, hydrolyzing O-glycosyl compounds. The transcript has a single exon. NCBI's taxonomy places the organism in Eukaryota, Fungi, Ascomycota, Sordariomycetes, Amphisphaeriales, Sporocadaceae. The coding region runs from base 1 to 1515 and encodes 504 amino acids. Gene Ontology annotation, biological process: carbohydrate metabolic process.
AUGCAUCGACUUCUUUUGAUACUACUAGCCCAAAGCCUCCUGGCUGCGGCUCAGACCUCGUUCAAUUCGGACGGCAACCCAAUUUUAUCCGAUGGGUCAAUAUACUCGGCCGAUCCCGCGCCUCUGGUCGUGGGCGACACCCUGUACAUCCUCUCCGGUCGCGAUGAAGCUGCCAUUGAUGAGAAUAACUUUGUCAUGAAUGAGUGGCAGGUUUUUGUCAGCUCAAACCCGGAUCCUGCCGGGGGUGAUUGGCAACUCUACAUCGACAUUGCCCGGCCUGCAUCUGUAUUUGCUUGGGCUGCCGAAGGGACUGCCUAUGCGGCUCAGAUUGUCCAGGGUCUGGACGGCAAGUUCUAUCUCUACGCCCCAGUGACCGAGGCCGAUUCGACCAACUCGGACAAGUUCGCCAUUGGCGUGGCCGUCGCAGACAGUCCUUUGGGUCCAUUUGUCGAUGCUCACCCUGCUGGCCCCAUCAUUUCGCAAUCGGUGCCCUCACCCGGAAACUCGAUCCAGAAUAUAGAUCCUACCGUCUUUAUCGAUGAUGAUGGCAGGGUAUAUCUCUACGAGGGCACAUUCGGCCAGCUCCGCGGUUUCGAGCUUGCAGACGACAUGGUGACCAUCAAUUCAUCUGCCACGACCGUUACCUCGCUCACGGGCUACUUUGAGGCGCCGUGGCUCAUGAAGCGUGGAAGCACAUACUAUAUGCUCUAUGCCGCCAACAAUGCUGGAGAAGAUUCGCCAUGUACGCCAACGUCAUAUCAUGCCUGCAUCGCAUACGGCACCGCGAGCUCGCCCCUAGGUCCUUGGACUUUCAGGGGUAUCGUCUUGGGCAUUGUAUCUUCCACCACAUCACACCCUGGCGUGUUUGUCAUGAAUGAUACGUACUAUCUAGUCUACCAUACCGCGGACGCCGUCAAUGGAGGCCAUUUUCGUCGCAGCAUCGCCUUUGACACGAUGACGUUUGACGAUGGUCAGUCCCCGCCACUGAUCAACAAGGUCACCCAGACUCACCGGCCGGCUGCCGAACAAGAGCCCAGCCGCAACAUUGCGCCCCAAGCAACUGCCAGCUCCGUCAAUACGACACCCAUCCAGUACUGGAUCGCCUCGGUCAAUGACGGCAAGAUUCCCGGGAACCCCCUGCCGCCAGACUAUUGGUGCUCCUACGACGCGACGGCGUCCCCCGAGACGAGUCGGCUCGUCUUGACGUGGAAUGCGACCGUGACCUUGAAUGGUACUCGGAUGGUCUUUUUCGCCGAUCAACCCGCUGGCUCCAAUAUUGGCGUGCCUCCGCCAGCCAGCUGGAGUCUUGAGUAUCUCGACCCUGCCGGGGCCUGGACUGCCGUCAGUGCUACUACCGAGUAUUUUACCGAUGUUACCGACGAUCCGAAUGAGGUCGGGUUUAAUCAGGUAGACACAACGGCCUUGCGCGCGACGUUGAUCGCUUCGGGCAGCGGUGGCCAGUAUGGUGGUGUGGGCGUCAAGGAAUGGGAAGCACUGGCUCCCACGGCACAGUGA